Bursaphelenchus xylophilus (pine wood nematode) is the source of this 1188-nucleotide messenger RNA. The record is from the annotation of a GenBank genome assembly. Lineage: Eukaryota; Metazoa; Nematoda; Chromadorea; Rhabditida; Aphelenchoididae.
AUGGUUGUGUGUGCACAGAGAGAAGAGCAGCAUGCCGCAAAUCCACUGCAAAGGCAGAACCGGGCAAUCAUCACCUUGGGCGAACUGCUCGAAAGGACAAUGUGGCCCGAGGAAAUGUAAGUUUUGCGAUCAAUUUAAAAAUAUUAUCAGAUUGUUGGCAAUACUUUUUGAAAAUACUAGGUGGGUAGAAAAUGGCUGGUUACUGUAACUUUAAAGGAUUGUUUUUACAUUGAAUUGCGCUUUGCAGAAAUCAUUAAGAUUUUAGUUCCAGAUUUGGUAAAAUGAGCUAUUUUUAGAUUCAAUAACAUAAAAAAUUCACAUUGUGCUCAAAGUAGCUCAACGUUUUCAUAAAAAAACUUUUCUUCAAACAGAAUUCAAAAAAAUUUUUUUUCUCUCCGACUCUCCUCAUUUCGCGCGCUCUUUCGAAAAAAUGAUGACACAAGAACUCGACUGAAAAGGUGAACUAAAAUUUUCAAAAACUGAAUUGCAGCUUAUGCACAGUAUCAUGUAAAUUUUAGAGAGAAUCGACAUACCGCGUUUCACACUUUUUUUCUUUCAAAUUCUUUCAUUUUUUGAUCAAAAAAUCUCGAUAAUUUUUGAAAAUCUCCGGUACAGACCCCCCACAUUUCAAAAAAAAAACCAAAUUUUAAUUUGCUCCAUGGUCAUUCAAAAUCUGAGCUUUAAUUUUUUAUGAUCUUUAAAAAUCUUGACCUCUAAAUUAUAAUCAUUUGCCCUUCCAAUUCCGCCGGAAACGCCAAAAGUUUGGCCGGAAACUUUUCCUUUCAAACCGACUACAUGGUCUAUAAAACUUUUUCGAUGGCCCUUAUUAUUCAUGUCAGGUAAAGCGGACGAAUUUACGAUAAAAAGGGCGGGUUUCGGAUAAAAGUUUGGCAACAAGCAUGAAUUUACAAUGAAAUCAUGAGUGGGCUGUAAAAAUGGGAAUAAGAAAGAAUGGUAAUUUGAACGGAAAGUUGAGAAAAUUGGUAAAAUACGACAGCUAAAGCUGAAUUGCUGAUUUCAAUUUAAAAUUUUGAAAAAUAAAAGAAAUUUUUUCCGAACUUUUAUUAAGCUCUCUAAAAUUUCAGAAGAACAGUAAAAACACGACGAGCGCCCUCCGGAGGUGACAACUACCAGUGGGAGAGUAUGAUGCAGUCAUUGGACAACCUCCGGAAACCUCGGUUCGGUUAA